This is a messenger RNA of Phytophthora sojae, 2895 nucleotides long. RefSeq lists its product as hypothetical. Gene Ontology annotation, cellular component: site of double-strand break; Smc5-Smc6 complex; nucleus. The transcript is spliced from 5 exons. Lineage: Eukaryota; Oomycota; Peronosporomycetes; Peronosporales; Peronosporaceae. The record is from RefSeq and is a predicted model, not a curated record. Gene Ontology annotation, biological process: double-strand break repair via homologous recombination. Gene Ontology annotation, molecular function: damaged DNA binding; single-stranded DNA binding. Bases 1 to 2895 code for a protein of 964 amino acids.
AUGCCCAGCCAACCUUCGCCGAAGAAACAGAAGACGCGGUGCAGCCCGAGACUGACGGCGAGGGCUGCUGCGGCUGCUAAUGGGUUCCCUGAAGUCACUCCGGAAGAUGCCACUGAGACCCUCACAACCGUCAAGAAGAGCUUGACGCAGUUCGAUGGCCGAAUUGCUGCAGCGCUCUCAGAACCGGUCGCUGCAGCAGCAGCAGACGCACGCGUUAGCUCGGAGAUGGGUGUGGUGGAGGAGAUAUACUGCGAGAACUUCAUGUGCCACCGCAAGCUGCGCGUGGCUCUUAGUCCUCAUAUCAACUUCAUCACUGGCGAGAACGGAAGUGGCAAGAGUGCUAUCAUUGCCGCCCUUCAAGUCUGUCUGGGCUACAGUGCGCGCAGCACGCACCGAGGCAAGAGCUUGAAGACGUUGAUCCGUCACGGCUUCGACGGCAACGCGCUGGUCCGCAUCACGCUCCGCAACGAUGACAUUGGCAGCGACGCCUUCCGCCCGGACCAGUUCGGCCGCAGGAUAAUGCUCAAGACGGACCUGGACGCCAUGCUGGAUCACUUGAACAUUCAGACGCAGGAGGCGCAGAGUAUUGGAAAGCUGGAGAGUUAUUUCGUUGUAUUGAAAGCCGAGCUGGAGUGGGCGUUCGUGAGCGAGAAGGAGCAGCAAGUAGCGAAAGCGGAGACGAAGAUCGCACAGAAGACGACGGACGCAGAGCAAGCCGCUGCAAGAAAUGCAGCGGCACGAGUGGAGGUCGAUAACCUGGAGAAGAGGCAGAGCGAGCUCAACUCGAAGCUCGAAGCGACCAGCAAGAAGAUGGAGCAGUGCAACAAGAGCAAGAUGGAGUUGAAGAACAAGAUCCGCGAGCUUCGACGCCCGCUGCACCAACAUUACCGAAACCUGCACGAUCAACUGGAGCACAAGCGGCAAGAAGCUGCCCAAACGCAGCAGAGUAUUCGUGACGCAGAGCUGCGCGUCCAACAUGCACCAGGGGAUGCCGACGACCUGGACGAGCGACUUUCUGCCUGCGCACGCCUCGUCCGCGAGUCUGAAGACGCCGUUCGAUGUGUGCAACGCCGCCUCAGCUCUCUCCGGGGUCGGAAGAGCAACAGCUUGGCAGCGUUUGGUAGCCAUAUUGCGCACUUGCAGCAACUGAUUAAUACGAACCUGCAUCGAUUCACAGCUCCGCCUAUCGGGCCUCUGGGGAGAUUUGUGACGCUCCCGAAGGAGUUCAUGCGCUUCGCCGCUGCGGUCGAGACAGCCUUGAAAGGGUCCCUGGGUCGAUACUUGGUGGUCAAUGGCCAAGAUAUGAAGCUGCUGGAUGACUUGAAGCGCCAGGCCCGCUGUCUCCCGCGUGAGGCGGAGAUCACCAUCACAGAGCGCAGUGGCUUCCGAUAUGAGAGCCUGAACAUGCCAGCAGGAGGCCUCGCCGCUCACGCGAUUUGCAACAUUCUCAGAGUGGAGAACGACAAUGUGUUCAAUACUUUGAUUGAUGAGUGUAGUAUCGAGAGUAAGUUGGUGUUUGACGACCGCGAGGUGGCUGAGCAAAGGGUGCUGCAAGGCCCCAGUGGGAGCUUCAAAAUGGCGAGGUUCGUGUCGGAAGUGUGCCUUGUGAGCGGGGACAAGUUCAUUGUUCGCCAAGGGAACUUGGCGUAUAUUGCGAACAAGCUGCAUGGACGCCGGCCCAGUAUCUGUGAGGACGUGGACGGCGAGAUCAGAGGACAGGAACAGCACCUGAACGUUCUACUACGGGAGCUGCAGGGCUUGCGCCACCAGGAGAAUGCUUUACACCGGUUUGCCACACAGGAGAAGGCCCGCAUUGACAAAUUGUCGCUACGAUACCUUAAGCAGAAUACGGAGCUGCAGAGGCUCGAGGACGAGUUGUCGGACCAGCAGCAAGAGCACACGCUGGAUACGACGGUGCUGGAUCGCGAGAUCAGCGACGUUCAGAACGAGUUGCAGGGCUUAGACGCCCGUGAGACCGAGCUGGAGAAGGCCAUCUCUGCGUCGACUGACGCCUUGCAAGCUCCGCUGAACGAACUCGAAGUGCUGAACGCAGAGGAACGCAAGAUCGCGGUCGAAUUGAACGAUCCGCAGCGCGACGCGAACGAGAUCUACAAGCAACUUGGCGCGGUGAAGUCCAACGAGAUCAUGAGUCAGCGCCAGGUGGAGUCGCAAGCCUCGGUGACGCAGUUGAACCAACAGCUGCACUCCCUCCAGGAGGACCGUGAUCGACAAGAGAAGAAGGCACUCCAGGUGUGUACCCGACCGGCGAGUAUCCUCCCUCGAUACGCUUAUGAGAAGCGGUUGAAACAGGUCGAGAACCAACUUGCUACAGCUCACAACCGUCUGAAUGGUCUGAGUUUGAGUGAGCUGAAGGACGACAUGGAGAUCAAGGAGAUCAAGUACAAGAGCAAGAAGGCCAACAAGUUCUAUCAGCACCUGAUGCAGAUUCGGAACAUGCUAAAGGAGCGCAAGGCGACGUGGAAUCCCUUCCGCACGGCCAUCGCCCACCGCACAUCCAACGAGUUCAGCGAGUACAUGAACCUCAACAACUUCGUGGCCAAGCUUAAGUUCCGCCACGACCACCAGCGCGUCGAGAUCGCUGUGCUUCAGAACGAAAAGGGCGCCACGAGCGCCUCACAGAUGACGGACAUGAAGGAACUGUCCGGCGGAGAGCGCUCGUUCACGCAGGUGGCGUUGCUGCUCGCUCUGGGCAAGAGCACCGAGUGUCCGUUCCGCAUUAUGGACGAGUUCGACGUCUUCAUGGACUCGGUGAACCGCGAUAUGACCCUCCAGUUGCUAGUCGAUGCGGCCAAGAUGGAGGACAAGAAGCAGUUCAUCUUCGUGACGCCGAACAACAUCAGGUGCGUUAUCGGGUGUUGUAUUGUGGCUAUGUGA